This is a messenger RNA of Rubroshorea leprosula, 693 nucleotides long. The record is from the annotation of a GenBank genome assembly. NCBI's taxonomy places the organism in Eukaryota, Viridiplantae, Streptophyta, Magnoliopsida, Malvales, Dipterocarpaceae.
UUCCUUCUCCCUUACCUCUACAAACCCAGAUCUGGUUUUUAUCACAUAAAUUAACGAUCUAAAGAAGUUAGUGAUGAUAAGAAAAUGAAGAUCGACCACCCACUUGGGACUGUCAAGUCCAAUGGCAUCCAGAAAGUUCUUGCACUUCGUGGAGAUCCGAGGGUUUGCGUAUGUCUGGUUCGCCUCAAUCGACGCUGUGUGCAGUGGGGAGUGGUUGUGGGUACAUGUAGUGGUCUAUCCGUGGUAGCCCUAAGUGUCAAUCGCGACUGCCCUCGCCGCCAAGAACUUGGGAUUUGCUGUAUGCGGCUGCGGGGAAAGUUGCUAGGUAAUUACUGAUUCUUUUCAUCUUCUGUUAAAUCUAAUCAGCGUUCCUUUCAAAUUCGAAAUCGGCAUCUCGCUUCUUUGCUUGUACCAACAACACCAAGUUGUCGUUAUGGUUCUGGACUCUGAAAACGACCUAUUGUUUCCUUAUUGGACCUCCGUUCACUGACGUUUUGGUCCUGACUCUUCUUUCUUUGCUACUGGCAACCUUGAGAGAAAACUUCUCGCCAAACAGGUUUUUUUCUUUUUAAUUUCCUUUUCAAUUAAUUUUAGAUGAUGCCGACUUUGACUUGAUUUAAUUUCCCUGCGAAUAAUUUGUUUUUGGAUCUUGAAUUUUUCUUGGUUUAGGUGCAAUGAAAUGGUUAUUGUGAU